Calliphora vicina (urban bluebottle blowfly) is the source of this 912-nucleotide messenger RNA. RefSeq lists its product as uncharacterized. The transcript has 2 exons. The coding region runs from base 1 to 675 and encodes 224 amino acids. Lineage: Eukaryota; Metazoa; Arthropoda; Insecta; Diptera; Calliphoridae. The record is from RefSeq and is a predicted model, not a curated record.
AUGAUGAAUGUUAAAGUGGCUUUCGCCUUGUUAGCUUUCGCUGUUGUAUGCGCACAGGCUAAACCCUCCCAUCCCUAUGGUUUCCAUGGAGUACCCGAUCAUUUGGAUUUAGUGCCACCAGUAUUACCACCAGCCCAUUUCCAUGCUGCCCCUGCAGAUCCUUGGUUCCCUCAACAUCACGCUAAAUUUUUACCACCAGCUCACUUCCAUGCUGGUCAUCUUUUGCCAGCCCCUGCACCUUUGCUACCAGCUCCAGCACCUCUACUACCAGCCCCAGCACCUUUGUUGCCUGCUCCAGCUCAAUUACUCCCAGCUCCAGCACAUUUCCACCCUGCUCCCACUCAAUUUCUCCCAGCUCCAGCACAUUUCCUCCCAGCUCCUGCUCCUUUACUGCCCGCUCCUGUGGUACAUACUCAUGCCCAUGUUGUUCCAGCUCCCGCUCCCAUCCUCCCUCCCGUGUACGAAGCUCUACCUUUCGUAGAACCCCUACCCAGCUAUCGCGCUAUUCCUGGACCAAAAACCACCACUCAUCAUGUGUCUGUGGGUUAUGCCUUCCCCCAACCACGUUUAGCUAAAUUACAUGCCGUAUCACAUGGCCAUGUCCAUGCUGUGCCCCAUGCUCAUCUCCAUGCUGCACCUUUAACAUUGGCUCAUCAUCAUCAUUCACUUUUCUAGAAAUUUCACCUUUUCCUGCAAAAGGAUUUCAUUAGAAUUUAUUCCGUAUUUUAGUGUGUGUAUUUAUUAUAAACAAAAAUCAAACCAAAAAAACGUACCUACUUUAAUUGCUAUACCAAAAAGUCUAUGUAAACUGUAUACCAAAGUUAUUAUUAUGUUAUUUAGUUUUUUAAUUUAUUUAACAGAUAAUAUCAUAAUAUUUUUUAAGAAAAUUAAAAAAUAAAAAUAUUUAAAAAA